AUGACUAUGGCAGGACGAGUGGGUCAGAUGAAGAAUCAGGACGAGGUUCACCAGAAUCAGAUCUUGAGGGAACUGUUUCUCAAAGAGCUACGGGCACAGAAGCUGUACACGCAGUAUCACGUGAAUCCCCUGCGCAAGGUUCACACAAUUACCAGGAAGCCCAUGUCUUGGCAUGACAACUUGGAGGAGCCAGAAGAUGAUAAGUUCCUGAACCUCAUUCACCAUGCUGCACAGGGUCCAAAAAAGAAAUAUUCAGAGACGCAGACCGAAGCCCAAGAAAUAGGAUGGGACCCUAAUCCCUUGAUCAACCCAGAUCGUCAGGACCGAAGGUUGAACCACUUCAGGGUCUACCAUGACAUCACUCUGUACAAGGCUAAACUGUGGAGCUUGGGGGAAGAUGAUCACCGGAAGUAA
This is a messenger RNA of Apodemus sylvaticus (European woodmouse), 414 nucleotides long. Its product is annotated as protein FAM183B. The record is from RefSeq and is a predicted model, not a curated record. Lineage: Eukaryota; Metazoa; Chordata; Mammalia; Rodentia; Muridae. Bases 1 to 414 code for a protein of 137 amino acids. Gene Ontology annotation, cellular component: ciliary base. The transcript has 4 exons.